Messenger RNA from Camelina sativa (false flax), 1756 nucleotides. Its product is annotated as zinc finger CCCH domain-containing protein 43-like. The record is from RefSeq and is a predicted model, not a curated record. NCBI's taxonomy places the organism in Eukaryota, Viridiplantae, Streptophyta, Magnoliopsida, Brassicales, Brassicaceae. Gene Ontology annotation, molecular function: mRNA binding; metal ion binding.
UUCGUGACGUUUGUAGACGACAAUAAACUUUAAAGUCUCUAUAGAAAAAAUAAAAAUAAAGGAAACAACUUUAUUCAACCCUUUGAUCUUCUUCUUAAAUCCCUCCUUGAAAUUAGGGUUUUUUAUUUGUAAUGUGAUUUACUGAUUUGUGAAAAAAAAAAUGGCCAAUUCCGAAAAAAUUGCAGAUGGGUUUGAGGCAAAACCUGUUUCUGGAUCUUACUCUGGUGACUUAUCUGCUGAUCGAUCCCUUUCUGAUGUCAUCAAUCACGAAACGGAGGAGGACUUGAGUGACCAGUUUAAGAAUGUGGGUUUGAAUGGAGUUACGAAAGAGCAGAGUGAGACGAGGAUGAGUGGCGGCGUCUGUGAGGGUAGUGGAGGUUUGGAUUCGAAUGCUGUAGAGAUCACCCAGGAAGAAGAUGAAGAAGAAGAAAAUGGAGACGGUGAUGGUUAUGGUUGGAGUGAGAACGAGAGUGAGGGGAGCGAAGCUGUGUAUCCAGUGAGGCCAGGAGAAGAGGAUUGCUCGUUUUAUAUGAGGACAGGGAGCUGUAAAUUCGGAUCCACUUGCAAAUUCAAUCAUCCUCUUUCCAGAAAAAUCCAAAUUGUAUCGAAGAUUGCUAGGGAUAAUAAGGUAAAAGAAAAGGAAGAGGAUGGUGAUAAUCUGAGACAAAUAGAUUGCAAGUACUACUUUCGGACUGGAGGGUGCAAAUAUGGAGAAACUUGUAGAUUCAACCAUUCCAAAACAAAUUCUUGUCUGGCCUCAGCACCCGAGCUUAACUUCCUCGGCCUUCCUAUUAGACCGGGAGAAGUGGAGUGUCCUUACUACAUGCGCAAUGGCUCUUGCAAAUUUGGUGCUGAGUGUAAGUUUAAUCAUCCUGAUCCUACAACCAUCGGAGGAACCGACUCCCCAUCGUUUCGUGGUAAUAAUAAUGUAUCCAUUGGAUCAUUUUCUCCAAAGUCCACAUUCCAAGCAAGUUCAACUUCCUGGUCUUCACCAAGGCAUGCCAAUGGUUCAACUCCUUUUAUUCCAGUCAUGCUGUCACAAACUCAUGGAGUUCCUUCUCAAACUCCGGAAUGGAAUAGCUAUCAGGCUUCUGUGUAUUCAUCUGAAAGGGGUGUGUUUACCCCUUCCACCACAUACCUUAUGAACAAUACCUCUGCUGAAACAAGUAUGUUGUCACAAUACCGAUAUCAAAUGCCAGCUGAAGAAUUUCCUGAACGUCCAGACCAACCUGAGUGCAGUUAUUAUAUGAAAACUGGGGACUGCAAGUUCAAAUUCAAUUGCAGAUACCACCAUCCUAAGAAUCGGUUGCCAAAGCUGCCUCCUUAUGCUCUCAAUGACAAGGGUUUACCCCUUAGACCUGAUCAAAGCGUCUGCACACAUUACAGUCGGUACGGCAUCUGCAAAUUCGGUCCAGCUUGUAGAUUCGACCAUUCCGUCCAGCCACCUUAUUCGGCAGAAAGCUCCCAGGCCAUUGUAGAACCUCCUCAGGUCGGUGCAAAUGGGAAUGAAAGUGACGGUUGGAAUUGACAACCAAAACAUUCAGGAACUUACAUUAUUGAUACCUUGUGUCUCUAUCAUGGGUUUGAAAUUUCUUAACUAAACGAUUAGGUUAAACUGUACUCUCCAAACAAUAUCUCUCUAUGUGGCAAGCCUAUCCUCAGUGCGUUUGACAAAUUUUCACCAAGGAAACUUUUGUAAUCUGUAACUACCCUUUGACUCUUGAGGUUAAAUGGAGCCUGCCUGUUUCUUUCAUUG